Molecule: messenger RNA, 3234 nt
Organism: Teleopsis dalmanni
Lineage: Eukaryota; Metazoa; Arthropoda; Insecta; Diptera; Diopsidae
Exons: 4
Coding region: 1-3234 (1077 amino acids)
Source: RefSeq, a predicted model, not a curated record
AUGCAUGCGUCAUGUACGUACAUUCAAGAUAUUCUUUGGGAAUGUGUCGUUAAGUUUCGAGAUGAUUCCACUGUUCAAGAAAUGAAGAAACUCGUACCCGAAGGUGGGACCCAUUAUCAAUAUUUACCGAUGUACAGGUUAUUCAAGAAAACUCGUACAGGAAAGUGGGAUCCAUUAUCAAUAUUUACCGAUGUACAGACGUUGAUCGAGAAAUUAGAUGCAACUGACUCAGCUAGAGAUGAAUUAGAAGACCUAUACGUUUCCACCAAAGUAUUAAUCAUGUCUCAACUGCAGGAAGAGGCCCACAAUGCAUCAGUGCUAGACGUAACAGCAAUGAUGCCCACCUCAAAUCGCGAAAUAUACCUCACAAAUAUUGAAAAAUUUAAUCACUUACUGAACUGCCUUACUGGUCAAGCUCUAGAGACAGUACAGGCAUUUCCUAUUUCGAAUGAAAACUAUCCAAAGGCUCUGGAUAGGCUUAAAUCGCGCUAUGACAAUAAUAGCCUAAUCUUCGCCGAAAAUAUCGCGACACUAUUUGAUCUACCAGCAGUAUCGGGUCAGUCAAGCCAACAACUUCGUAGUCUGGUAAACAAUGCAUCCGCUUUGUAUGGUUCACUCUGUUCGCUAGGUACAGAGAAACAAAUAUGUGAGGCUCUACUUAUCUCGCUAAUCAUGCAAAAAACGGACGCAAUUACACGUAGGAAAUGGAAUGAAUCGCGUAACUUUGACACAUUACCCAGUUGGGAAGAUUGCUCAAAAUUGUUGGAUAGACAUUGCCAGUUUCUCGAAUCACUUGACAGUGGAAACGGCAAUCAGUCAUCAUCACAACGUAAACCUAAUAGUCUUAACUCCAAGACUAACAGACGCUCAAACCAAUACGCAUUUGUUGCAUCUACAUCUAGCAAUUCUUGCUCAUUUUGUUCUAGCAAUGAACACCUAAUACAGAAUUGUCAUCGUUUUAAGGCACUGGAGGUGGUUCAAAGGUUUGAAAAGGUGAAGAGCCUAAAACUCUGCAUAAACUGCUUAUCGCCACGCCAUCAUGUGGUUAAUUGCACAUCAACGUUUAAAUGUAAGGUUUGCGCAAAGCCACAUCACACUCUCUUGCAUCAUUCGCAAUUGCCAACGAAUAUUAAGAGCGCGGGAUCAUCACGACGCACAGAACACGCUGCUAUGCCCAACGACAACGUUGCCAGCCAUUCCCAUCUUAAUAUGUCAUCGGCCGAGCAAAUAAUUCUAGCCACUGCAUUGGUUUUAGUGAAGGAUUCAUCGGGAAGUUAUCAAGUGGGUAGAGCCUUACUUGAUUCAUGCUCUCAGGUCAACUUCAUAACGGAGAAGUUUUCAAAGAAGCUUAGUUUAGCAAAACAUAAACAUCGGUUGCAUGUUUCCAGUAUUGGUAGUUCGUUGACCAACAUAAAGUAUCAGACGCUCACAUCAAUCAAAUCUCGUCAUUCAAAUCUUGAACUUGCUUUAAACUUUGGUAUUACGAAUCACAUCGCAUAUCAACCAAGUUCUGAAAUCGAUAUAUCGUCGUGGAAGGUUCCACCAAAUACACCUCUCGCCGAUGAGCAAUUCUUUAAAUCCAAGCGCGUUGAUCUCUUGCUUGGAGCUGAAAGUUUCUUUGAUAUUUUGUCUGUCGGUCAAAUCAAACUAGGUGAAAAUUUUCCAGUACUUCAAAAAACACUAUUAGGAUGGAUUGUAUCUGGCAAGUACAAGGGUCAGCCAUUUGCAUCACCAGCAGCAAAAUGCCUAUUAUCAGUUGAAGAUACAGUCUCCGAUCAAUUAGAAAUGAUGUGGAAGAUAGAGGAAGUGCAAUCGGCUUCAAAGUCAUGGUCACCAGCACAUGUUGCGUCAUUAUAUCGUGAAACGGUUCACCAAAAUGCGAUGGAAAGAAUUGUCGUUCGGUUACCAUUCAAAGAUUCACCAGAUUGUCUUGGUUUGACACACAAUAUCGCCUUGCGCCGUUUUUAUUCUGUAGAACGGCGAUUGUCAUCUAAUCGUGCACUGAAGCAAGACUAUCAAGAAUUCAUGAAACAAUAUCGAGAGCUCGGACACAUGACGCGUGUUGAGACUCCGAAAACCAACGAACCACAUUAUUAUAUCCCUCAUCAUUGUGUUUUAAAACCGUCGAGCACUUCGACCAAGCUGAGGGUGGUUUUUGAUGCGUCAUGUCCAACAACUUCGCAACGUUCAUUAAAUGAUAUUCUACUGGUCGGCCCGACAAUUCAGCCGGAGUUAUAUUUGUUGCUACUUCAAUUUCGUUUGCACCGAUAUGCCUUGACGGCUGACAUUGUUAAGAUGUACCGACAGAUACUGAUAGAUGAACCAGAUCGAAAAUUCCAAUAUAUUUUUUGGCGAGAUACGGAGUCCGAUCCUGUUAGUACUUACGAGUUGAAUACAGUCACUUAUGGUACUGCAUCAGCACCUUUCCUAGCAACCAGGAGUUUGCAGUAUUUGGCGGACAAAUUUGAAACACAAUACCCAAUAGGCGCUGCACUCAUUAAAUCAUCGUUCUUUGUCGACGACUUCUUAGGUGGAGCAGAUUCCAUUGAUCAACUCACCAAUAUCAGACAUCAGUUAACGGCCAUUCUACAGAAGGGUUGCUUCGAUCUUGACAAAUGGCAUUCAAACCAUCAUGACUUCAUCAGCGAUACUACAACAAAGAGUUUGAAUCUUGAUACAGAUACAGUCACCAGCGCUCUAGGCAUCAAGUGGCACCAAAUGCAAGAUGUUUUCCUAUUUUCGUUUAAUGCGCAACCAGGUCAUAUUGUAACAAAACGCACCAUCUUAUCCCUUGCGUCUUCAUUAUUCGACCCGCUUGGAUUACUAGCACCGAUCAUACUCGUAGCCAAAAUUAUGAUGCAAGAAUUGUGGCUUUUGCGUGUGGACUGGGACGAGUCAGUCCCUCAAAAUCUUCACUCAGCUUGGAAAACAUUUAUUCAAGAUCUUACAACGCUUUCAUCGGUUAAGGUGCCGAGAUACUGCCUAUUCAUAAACUAUCAACAGGUUGAUGUACACGGUUUCUGUGACGCUUCAAUACGCGCAUAUGGUUGCUGUAUAUUUCUCCGAUCACAAAACACAUCAGAUUGUAUUACAUUGGUUGAAGCAGCACUCAUCAACCCUGUCUGCAUUCGUUGGCAAUCGAGUAGCGGAAAUUCAAGAUAUUACCGCAAAUGGGCAAUGGAGACACGUUCCUACCCAAUCCAACCCGGCAGAUGUUGUGUCGCGCGGCUGUAA